Drosophila grimshawi is the source of this 678-nucleotide messenger RNA. RefSeq names its product phenoloxidase-activating factor 2. Gene Ontology annotation, molecular function: serine-type endopeptidase activity. Lineage: Eukaryota; Metazoa; Arthropoda; Insecta; Diptera; Drosophilidae. The transcript has 3 exons. Bases 1 to 678 code for a protein of 225 amino acids. Gene Ontology annotation, biological process: proteolysis. The record is from RefSeq and is a predicted model, not a curated record.
AUGGAGGCCUGCUGCACAGAAGAUAAUAUUGAUUGGAAUUCUGAAGUUACGACCGAUCUUAAGACGAAAACACAUUGUGGCAUUUCCAAUACCCAGGGCAUUUAUAUGACUAUCGUGGGCAACGAUGAGGGCGAGACACAAUUUGGUGAGUUUCCCUGGAUGGUGAGCAUAAUGGACAGUGGGAAUAGAUUUCAAGCUGCUGGUGCGCUAAUUGCACCGCGAGUCGUGGUCAGCAUCGCCACCAGUUUGGCGAAACGCGUAAAAUAUAUGGUGCGAGCCGGCCAUUGGGAUAUGGCCACUGAUAGCGACAUUCUACCAUAUCAAGAACGUUCUGCCAAUGUCGUCUUACACGAGGGAUAUUCCAGGGAUUCAUACAAAAAUGAUAUCGCUCUACUCUUUUUAAAUGCGAGAUUCUACAGAACGAUGCACAUUGGUCUCAUCUGCCGGCCUCCACAUGCAAGCGUCACACUCGACGAUUAUAAGAGCUGUCUAGUUGUUGGUUGGAGUCCAUAUCCGAGCCGUGCCAAUAACCGACAGAUUAUGAAGAGCAUUUCAUCAAAUUUGACCAAAUGUGGCGAAGGCACACAGGACACUUUACUGUGCGCGAUAAAGCAUUGCGAGACGUGCAUCAUCAUCAGCAACGACGUCGACAUCAACGAGCUGGAAGUGUCGCGAUAG